AUGCCUCGUGGAAGAGACGAACCAGAGUUCCUCUUUCCCGAAAUCGAGAAGAGACCGAUGGGGAUCCCAGUUCUCCGUGAAGAACUACUUCAGACAACUCCAUGCCGCCCUCGUCUGUUCCCACACCCAUAUACAUUCAGGCCAGGCCAUCCAUUCAACGUCCUCCUAUUCGUCCUCGUUCAAAGUGGAACGGGGAGUGGAAUAGGACGGACGGCGAAGAAGGACGAAGAGAGGGCGCACCACCUCGAGGACCUCAACUGCACCUCCAACUUUCUCACCACGAUCACUUUCCUCGCCGCAAAAUACGCCGUGUGA
This is a messenger RNA of Stereum hirsutum FP-91666 SS1, 315 nucleotides long. RefSeq lists its product as uncharacterized. The transcript is spliced from 3 exons. The coding region runs from base 1 to 315 and encodes 104 amino acids. The record is from RefSeq and is a predicted model, not a curated record. Lineage: Eukaryota; Fungi; Basidiomycota; Agaricomycetes; Russulales; Stereaceae.